Molecule: messenger RNA, 1620 nt
Organism: Actinia tenebrosa (Australian red waratah sea anemone)
Lineage: Eukaryota; Metazoa; Cnidaria; Anthozoa; Actiniaria; Actiniidae
Source: RefSeq, a predicted model, not a curated record
AGAAGGGACCGACCGAAAAUUCCCGACAGGUGACCGAAAUACGUCGUGAGCCGUCGCGAACGAAACGACGCGUAAACGAGUAUUUAUUGAUGAUUCAAUCGCUCGAUUCAAUCCAUUGAAAACAGCAAAGAGAAAUGAGUAAGGCAUUCUACAUUAAAUUAAUUGAUUUAAAACCAAAUACAAUGAGAAUUAUAACUAAUGUUCGCAUUGGAAGGCUGACUUGCAUCCUUUCGACCAUUGUUAUAGUCGCUUGUCUUUUCGUUUUGAGUCACUUCACCUUCCACGCUUCAACUACUCACUUCUUUAAUGGCGUCAAGCAUAAGUUCCACCAUUGGUUUCAAAAAGCUGUCUUCGAUCACAACUGGGAAGACAUCCAUUGCAGAAGAAAGUUCAAAAAUGAGACCCAUGUCGAUGAUAGCUGGGUUCAAGUCAUCAGUGAGCAGCUGAACAUCAAAGAUGGCCAAGCUGUCUUCGAUAGCAACACUGGUUGCAAUGAUUGGAUUAUUGCUUUGAGAAAGAAAUUCCCACGUCUAAAGAUCGGUGGAGGGCACACUGAUCCAUACGCUGUAGAAUAUGCUAAAAGACUCUUUAACGAUACGGCAGAUACGUUUGUUAUCGUUGAUAAGUAUACAGGCAAACUACAAGCUAAUGCACCUUCUAUCAUGUAUGACCAUGCUAUUAAUUAUGCAGGAUUAAGAGAGAUGUCUAAAGAAGCUCAGUGCACAUUGGUUGGGGAAUUAUUAAGAAUUAUUAAACCUGGUGGAUCUAUUUAUCUGGGUCAUAAUAUGGAAGAAAAUGAAUGCAAGGUGUUUGAAAAAUACACUAGUUUUGUACGACUUCCAGGAUGCUAUUGGUCGGAUUGUCUAAAAACGCGCACAGAUAUUUCAGAUAUUUAUUAUAUAAAAGAAAGUGACCUAUAUGGACCCCAUAAGGACAUUGACAGUUGUUAUACAGCUGUAUUCAUACAUAGAAGGGUCAUAAUCAAUAGGGUCAAGAACGGACCUGAAGAAAUCAAGCCAAAAUAUAAGGAACAUCCGAAGAAAUACUAUUGCACACCAGAACCAACUGAUCAAGGAAUGGCACAAGGAGCAAAAGAACUCUUUGAUAAACAUAUGAUUCCUGCACACCCAAGAAGCUUGGCAGGCUCUUUACUAAAAUAUAAGCAAAGUAAAAUGCCUAAGAAUGAUACCUCUAAUUAACUUGAUUCCCAUUGUCGUUUUAACGAAGUGAAAUCAGUGUCUGUAGUAGUGUGGAUCCGUGAGGUGUACUACUUUGACAAUGCGAUGACAUACUUUAUCGUCAAUAAUAAGACAGACCAAUAAAAACUGAUGUCAAUUUGUAUUUUACAAUAACAAUAACAACAAUAAAAACAUCUUCGUGAUCAAGCCAAAGGAAAGAGCACAUGCUCGUUGACGUCAGCUUAUUUGUGUUUCCUCUUAUUGAUGAUAAAAAUAGACCAAUCAGCAAGCUAAAAAUUUGUAUUGUUAAUGAUAAUCUAGAGUGCAUUCAGUCAAACUGUUGAAUAGUUAGAUAAAUGUAUCUAACUUAGAUAACUAUUUAGUUGACGUCACCUAAAAUAGUAAAAGCACACCAAAUAACGGUCAUGCCAAUCCGGGGGUU